Molecule: messenger RNA, 1074 nt
Organism: Nothobranchius furzeri (turquoise killifish)
Lineage: Eukaryota; Metazoa; Chordata; Actinopteri; Cyprinodontiformes; Nothobranchiidae
Gene: golt1bb
Product: golgi transport 1Bb
Biological process (GO): endoplasmic reticulum to Golgi vesicle-mediated transport; retrograde transport, endosome to Golgi
Cellular component (GO): membrane; endoplasmic reticulum
Source: RefSeq, a predicted model, not a curated record
AACGUGGCGACGUCACAAACCCGCUACCUUGCCUCCGCUGCUGUUGUAGCAGCACUUUAGCUAGCUUGCCACCAUUAUAGUUGUAAUUUUGAGUAAUUACGGCCUUUUGUUAAGGUUGUUCAUCUUCCCUGAGCUGUCAACAUGAUUUCACUUACGGAUUCACAAAAAAUUGGGAUGGGCUUGACGGGGUUUGGUGUGUUUUUCCUCCUCUUUGGGAUGAUGCUGUUCUUUGAUAAAGCUCUGCUCGCUAUAGGAAAUAUUCUGUUUGUGUCGGGCCUGGCCUUUGUCAUCGGCCUGGAGCGCACCUUCAGAUUCUUCUUCCAGAGGCACAAAGCAAAAGCCACUAGCUUCUUCCUGGGGGGAGUCUUUGUGGUUCUGAUCGGCUGGCCGAUCAUUGGUGUUGUUCUGGAGAUCUAUGGUUUCUUCCUUUUAUUCAGGGGAUUCUUCCCAGUGGCGGUUGGAUUUAUCAGACGAGUUCCUGUGCUUGGAUCAUUGCUGUGCUUACCAGGAAUCAGUGCCCUGGUGGACAAAAUUGGUGAGAGCAAUGCGAUGGUAUAGCAAAAAGCUGCUAAAAAAAGGAAAUUUCCACUAUUUAUUUUCGUUUCUGACUGUAUAUUUUGAACAUUGCCACCUCAGAACAGUGAAUUGUGUAUCUGAUCUUUUGCUGACAUCAUUCAGCCUCUUCUCUUAAACAGAUUCAGUAUUUGACUGGACUACAAUGCCAAUGUUUUUUUUUAAAUUAUUAUUUUAUGUAAAAGCACCAUUGUAAGUACCAUUCCUUUGUAAUAUGAAUGAACUGAACUCAUGGGACCACUGGACCCUUUCAGAGGAGAGUCCUGAGCUUUUCACAGAACCCAGUUCUCCAGUCGUGUGCCUGGGAGCAUUUUUAUGUUCCUAAAUGACGUGUUGAUUAAAUUCUGAACCUUGAAAUAAAUAAGAUUUGAGCUAAACUUAACAGAAAUGCGAACGGUUGUAAAAUAAAAAGAAAAAACAGUUAAAUCAUUUAUAAUGUAACGUCUAUUGUCAAUUUUCUAAGUGCAUACUUGCAAUAAAGUGUGUCUUUUUACAAAUGUG